UGUUGCGCUGAAUUAACUUUUAUUGCGCACUCGAAAUUGUUUUCAUUUGCUUGCACCGAACAUGACGCUCUCCAGUUGUAAAUUCUGACCAGUUAGGCUGCGUCGGUCGUCAGUAACGCCGAACAGGCUAGCGGGUACCAUCAUUUGCCGCGCACCAUUUGAGACUGUCAUUUCAGUUUGCACUGAUAACAUCUGACUACGGCUCGGAUUCGACCCAGAAAAUAUGUCGCUGCUGGUGGAGUACACAGAUCCGGAGUGGCGCGGUCUAAACAUGCGCACCCUUGGCGUCGACCAGGCCUACAUGUACCUGCGGUCGGAGUAUGCUCAGCACAGUUUUCUCUAUACGCUUUCCGACGAAUGCUAUACGUGCCCCUACACCAAAGUGAAAGCUCUGCCCGCCGCUGGCAGUGGACAGCAGUUGCAACCGUUACAGCUGAGCACGGCGUACGCUUUGAAUUUCAAAAUCUUUCAACACGAUCAGGGUCGCUAUGCAUUCGAGAAUGUCUCUUCCCUCUGCUGGCUGCGCCGCACCGAUCUGCAGGAGUUCGGCGUCUACAAUCUGACGCUCCUGGCCAAUGGUAGCUGCGACUUUGCCGUGGACAAGCCGGGCGUGCCCAUCAACUAUGCAUUCCUCUCCGUGUUCGUGCUGGUGGCCGCAGUGCUAAUCCUCCUGAAGCUAGGAAGCUACGCCUGGCGUUGCCAUCGCUACGAUGAGGCUGCUGCCGCGGCGGACAGCAUUGGGGCCGCUGCCGCAAAGGCAACGCAACGCAAGCGGAUGCGAAGUCUGGACACGUUCCGCGGGCUGUCCAUUGUAUUGAUGAUAUUCGUGAAUAGCGGGGGCGGUGGGUAUGCGUGGAUCGAGCAUGCCGCUUGGAACGGACUGAAUCUCGCCGAUCUGGUCUUUCCCUCCUUCCUGUGGAUCAUGGGCGUCUGCAUACCCCUCUCGGUCAAGGCGCAACUAUCGCGCGGCAACAGCAAGGCUCGCAUUUGUUUGCGCAUCCUGUGGCGCUCCAUCAAACUCUUUGCCUUCGGCCUUUGCCUCAACUCGAUGACCGGUCCCUCGCUGGAGCAGCUGCGUCUGAUGGGUGUGCUGCAGCGUUUCGGGAUUGCCUUCCUUGUUGUCGGCAUCUUGCACACCCUCUGCAGCCGUCGGGAGCAGGUGCUGCCGCAGAGUGCCUGGCAUCGUGCCAUCUACGAUGUCUGUCUAUUCAGCGGGGAGCUGGCCGUACUGCUGGCCCUGAUCGCCGCCUAUCUCGGCAUGACCUUCGGCCUGCCUGUGCCCGGCUGUCCGCGCGGCUAUUUGGGGCCCGGCGGCAAGCACGAUCUGGCUGCCCAUCCGAACUGCAUUGGCGGUGCCGCCGGCUAUGUGGACCAGCAGGUCCUGGGCAAUGCACACAUCUAUCAGCAUCCCACGGCCAAAUAUGUCUACGAUUCCAGUGCCUUCGAUCCCGAGGGAGUCUUUGGCUGCCUGCUUAGCAUUGUUCAGGUAUUUUUGGGCGCCUUUGCCGGUCUCACGCUGCUCGUCCAUCCCACCUGGCAGAGCCGCAUCAGACGAUGGCUGCUCCUCUCGAUUCUCCUGGGACUCAUGGGCGGUGUCCUGUGCGGCUUCUCCCGUGAGGGUGGCGUGAUACCCGUGAACAAGAACCUCUGGUCACUCUCCUUUGUGUUUGCUACCGUCAGCGUGGCGCAGCUCCUGCUUGUCCUGCUCUACUACAUCAUCGAUGUGGGCGAUGGCUGGUGGUCGGGCUGGCCCUUCUCCGAAUGCGGCAUGAAUGCCAUCAUCAUGUACGUGGGCCAUUCAGUACUGCACAAAAUGUUACCCUGGCACUGGCGUAUCGGGGCCAUGAACACCCAUUUUGUGCUGCUGCUAGAAUGCACGUGGAACACGUUCCUGUGGGUGGGCAUUGCCCUCUACCUGGACGCUCAUGAAUUUUACUACAGUUUGUAAAAAACAUUCGAUUUUAUAGCUUAAUCUUGUCCCACUAUGUACAAUAAAUGUAAAACUGUUCUGUUUUUUAUGUCAAUC
Molecule: messenger RNA, 2026 nt
Organism: Drosophila guanche
Lineage: Eukaryota; Metazoa; Arthropoda; Insecta; Diptera; Drosophilidae
Gene: Hgsnat
Product: heparan-alpha-glucosaminide N-acetyltransferase
Exons: 6
Coding region: 224-1948 (574 amino acids)
Source: RefSeq, a predicted model, not a curated record